This is a messenger RNA of Brenthis ino (lesser marbled fritillary), 441 nucleotides long. Lineage: Eukaryota; Metazoa; Arthropoda; Insecta; Lepidoptera; Nymphalidae. The record is from the annotation of a GenBank genome assembly.
AUGAGCGGAAGAGAAGAAGAACCGAAGCCGCCCCGCAUCCGGUCGCGCUCGCGCAGCUCGCAGCAGACGCGUCACCCGACGACCGAGACGACCGCCGCCGACACCCCACUCGCCCAGCGCGCACCGAUGCCAGCACCAUCCGGGCCGCGUGACCACCGUGCCCCUCGCUCCGUCGUACCUCGCGAUAUUCUCGCGCAGGUCGCGGCGGAACACGGACCGGCGACACCGGCGCCCUACCAACGCGCGGACCCAGCGCCCGCCCAAAGGACGUCACGUCCCAAAACAAAGACUCCGCAGCUACAGCGCUCCCCCUCCGCCCCCGCACAAGGGCCCUCCCAGCGACGCGCCCAUAUUUGUGGGCGGCGGAAGAACCCACGGUCAGGGGGCUAUGCCCCGAUACCGUUUCCCCACUCCCCUUACGGGGAAUGUGAGAUGACCACG